AUGAUAGAUGAAUUCUUGACUCAACUCAACCUGGAUCCUGAACAAGCUCAAAUAGAAAGUGAUCAGAAGCUAAACUAUCUUCUUUCAUUGCCCAAUAAGUCAACUUCAAAACUGUUCCUCAAUCAUAAACAAGAAGUGUUCAAGUUCAUCUGCACUAUAUUGAAACAAGGAUGCAUAGAUGAUGAGAUAUUGGACAACUUGACAAAGAUGCUUCUCAUCGUGUUGAUUGAUGAUCAACAGAAUUCUGAAGCAAAUAGUCAAGCAUUAAUCGAUUUGUUGUUGGAGAAACAAGGACAUGUACUCAAUAUCCUGUUCAGAGAGGUUCAUUCAUUCAUCAAACCAAUCGACUCUUUACUUCAAUUCUUCCAUCAUCUUAACGCAGACAACAUGAACAUUGUUAUAUCUCUCUUUGGAACAUCAUUUCAACAAUAUUACAAGAGAUAUGAAGAGUACAUACUUAAUGAGUUGAGGUCUACCAAGUUCCUCGGACUAUCACUACUCAAUGGUAUCAUCAAAUGCUUUGGAACGAGUGUAAGUGAGCAUUCCCUGGAGCAGGUAUUCAAACCAAUCCUAGAUUGUAUAAAGGUGAUCCAUUUCAAAGCGGACGAUGUUACCAUUGACACAUCACUUGAAGUUGCAUGGGGUUUGAUCGGAAUCGUUGAUCUACUCAUCAACAGCAAAAACACCAUGGAGGAUCUCAAGAUAGGUCACCCCGUCGAUCUAUACAUGUCCACUGCAUUCAUGGUCAUGUUGAUGUCACCCAAGUCACCAUUUGGGAACCAUCAAGAAGAGCAUAAGUUCAUUGUGCGACAUCAAGCAUCACUGGCCUUUUUCCUCACUUCGCAUUUUAAUCGAAUAUACACCAUCUUUCCACAACCAUUUCUCAAAGCACUGGCCCGCCACUCAAUGUUGAGCUAUAGUAGUAUGAUCUUAGCAUCAUUAAUUAUCAUCAUCAAUCAGAUCUUCCUCUCGGUGACUUCCUAA
This is a messenger RNA of Acytostelium subglobosum LB1, 984 nucleotides long. RefSeq lists its product as hypothetical. The record is from RefSeq and is a predicted model, not a curated record. The coding region runs from base 1 to 984 and encodes 327 amino acids. NCBI's taxonomy places the organism in Eukaryota, Evosea, Eumycetozoa, Acytosteliales, Acytosteliaceae. The transcript has 3 exons.